Thermothielavioides terrestris NRRL 8126 is the source of this 3809-nucleotide messenger RNA. Its product is annotated as 3-hydroxy-3-methylglutaryl-CoA reductase. The record is from RefSeq and is a predicted model, not a curated record. Gene Ontology annotation, biological process: isoprenoid biosynthetic process; coenzyme A metabolic process; ergosterol biosynthetic process. Bases 1 to 3549 code for a protein of 1182 amino acids. The transcript has 2 exons. Lineage: Eukaryota; Fungi; Ascomycota; Sordariomycetes; Sordariales; Chaetomiaceae. Gene Ontology annotation, molecular function: hydroxymethylglutaryl-CoA reductase (NADPH) activity; protein binding. Gene Ontology annotation, cellular component: peroxisomal membrane; endoplasmic reticulum membrane.
AUGAUCGCUUCGAACUUUCUGCCGUCGCGAUUUCGCGGGGAACAGCCGCGCUCGCAAAAUGCCGCUCCCUCAUGGCUGAACAAAAAGAUCACGCCGCUCCUGCAGGUGCUCUCGCGGCUCACGUCGACGCACCCGAUCCAGACCAUUGUCGUUGUCGCACUGUUGGCGAGCUCCUCCUACAUCGGCCUCCUCGAGGAGAGCUUGUUCGACGCUACCACCAAUGUAAGAAAGGCGGAGUGGUCCUCUCUUGUCGAGGGUAGCCGCUUGCUCCGUGCCGGCGAGGAUACCGCUUGGACGUGGCAGCCUUGUGAUACCGACGCGCCGAUCCCCCCUAACGCCGACCACUUGGCUCUCCUGACGCUGGUGUUUCCCGAAUCUCUGUCUACCGACCCGUCGAAGGCCGCCCCCAUGGCCAGUGCGGUGCCCAUGCCCCAAAACCUCUCGAUCCGCGCGCUGCCGUCGACCUCGAACUCGUUCACGACCUACUCGCAGGAUAGCGCUCUAGUCUUCUCGGUCCCCUACGACCAGGCACCCGAGUUCCUCUCACUCGCACAGGAGAUCCCGAAUGACAUUCCCUCACAGGAGAUAAGGGAGACGGAACAUGGACGGGAGAAGAAGAUGUGGAUCAUGAAGGCUGCGCGGGCCCAAACCAGGAGCAGCCUUGCGAGGUGGGCGCGGAACGCUUGGGUCGAGUUCCUCGACCUCCUCAAGGCCGCCGAGACGCUCGACAUCAUCAUCAUGGCUCUCGGCUACAUCUCGAUGCACCUGACCUUUGUCUCGCUGUUCGUCUCGAUGCGCGGCAUGGGCUCCAAUUUCUGGCUCGCCACCAGCGUGCUGUUCUCGUCCACCUUCGCCUUCCUGUUCGGCCUCUUUGUCACCACCAAGCUCGGCGUUCCCAUCUCCAUGGUCUUGCUUUCAGAGGGCCUGCCCUUCCUGGUCGUGACCAUCGGCUUCGAGAAGAACAUUGUCCUCACCCGAGCGGUUCUUUCCCAUGCGAUCGAGCACCGCAGGCCCGAGAAGGGAUCUGGCAAGGGGUCCAAGAAGGCCGACGUGCCCGGCAGCAUCAUCCAGUCGGCUAUCUACGUCGCCAUCAAGGAGAAAGGCUUCGGCAUUGUUAAGGACUAUGCCAUCGAGAUUGGCGUCUUGAUCCUGGGCGCCGCAUCUGGCGUCCAAGGCGGCCUCCAGCAGUUCUGCUUCCUGGCCGCCUGGAUUCUGUUCUUCGACUGCAUCUUGCUCUUUUCGUUCUACACGGCCAUCCUCUGCAUCAAGCUCGAGAUCAACCGGAUCAAGCGCCACGUGGAGAUGCGCAAAGCUCUUGAGGAUGACGGUGUCAGCCGCCGCGUGGCCGAGAACGUCGCGCAGAGCAACGAAUGGCCCGGGGUGGACGGCGCGGAUCAGCCAGGAACGACCAUCUUUGGCCGCCAGUUCAAGAGUACGCAUAUUCCCAAGUUUAAGGUGAUCAUGGUGUCGGGCUUCUUCCUUGUCAACGCUCUCAAUCUCUGUGCCAUCCCCUUCCGGAGCGCCAACUCCAUCUCUCACAUUUCAUCCUGGGCGCGCGGUCUGGGCGGUGUUGUCACCCCCCCACCGGUGGAUCCGUUCAAGGUUGCGUCCAACGGCCUGGACGUGGUGCUCGAGGCAGCCAGGUCGGAAGGGCGGGAGACCAUCGUCACGGUGCUCAACCCAAUCCGCUACGAGCUCGAAUUCCCUUCGGUGCACUACGACCUCCCGCAGAAUGCCGACAAGGCAGACGAGGAGGGCUUCGCCGAUCUUGCCGGCUACGGCGUCGGCGGCCGGAUGGUCGGCAGCAUCCUCAAGAGUCUCGAGGACCCUAUUCUGUCCAAGUGGAUCGUGGUCGCCCUGGCGCUGAGCGUGGCGCUCAACGGCUACCUCUUCAACGCGGCGAGAUGGGGCAUCAAGGACCCCAACGUCCCCGACCACCCCAUUGACCCCAAGGAGCUCGCCGCGGCCCAGAGGUUCAACGACACCGAGUCUGCCACGCUCCCGGUUGGGGGAUACACACGCCCACCGCCGUCUCCGCCGUCCGUCCCGCCAACGCCCGCCCUGACGGACGAUGAGUCCGAACCGGCGCAAAGCGCUGCUCUGCCGGGGCAGGCAGUGCCGGAACAACCGGUGACUAUCCGUAGCCAGGAGGAGAUGGAAAAAAUGCUCCAGGAAAAGCGCGCACACGAACUCAACGACGAAGAAGUCAUUGCGCUGUCGAUGCGCGGCAAGAUCCCCGGGUAUGCACUGGAAAAGACACUCAAAGACUGUACGCGCGCCGUCAAAAUCCGCCGGACUAUCAUUUCGCGAACCAAGGCGACCGCGGAUUUGACGGGCUUCCUGGAGCGAUCGAAGCUUCCCUACCAGAACUACAACUGGGCCCAGGUCCUCGGGGCGUGCUGUGAGAACGUCAUUGGAUACAUGCCCCUGCCUGUCGGCGUUGCGGGCCCACUGGUUAUCGACGGGCAGAGCUACUUCAUCCCCAUGGCCACGACGGAAGGCGUCUUGGUAGCAAGCACGAGCAGAGGGUGCAAGGCCAUCAACUCGGGCGGCGGUGCGGUCACGGUUCUGACGGCCGACGGCAUGACGCGCGGGCCCUGCGUGUCAUUCGAGACUCUCGAGAGGGCCGGCGCGGCCAAGCUUUGGCUCGACUCGGAGAAGGGCCAGUCGGUGAUGAAGAAGGCGUUCAACUCGACCAGCCGCUUCGCCCGCCUCGAGACGAUGAAGACGGUGCUCGCGGGCACCAACCUCUACAUCCGGUUCAAGACGACGACGGGCGACGCCAUGGGCAUGAACAUGAUCUCCAAGGGCGUCGAGCACGCGCUGAGUGUCAUGAUGAGCGAGGGCUUCGAAGACAUGAACAUCGUGUCGGUCAGCGGCAACUACUGCACGGACAAGAAGCCCGCGGCGAUCAACUGGAUCGACGGGCGCGGCAAGAGCGUGGUGGCCGAGGCCAUCAUCCCCGCCGAGGUGGUCAAGAGCGUGCUCAAGACGGACGUCGACACCAUGGUGGAGCUCAACGUGAACAAGAACCUGAUCGGCUCGGCCAUGGCGGCCUCGGUCGGCGGCUUCAACGCGCACGCCGCGAACAUUGUCGCCGCCGUCUUCCUCGCGACGGGGCAGGAUCCUGCACAGGUGGUAGAAAGCGCCAACUGCAUUACCAUCAUGAAGAAUCUCCACGGAUCGCUGCAGAUCUCGGUCUCGAUGCCCUCGCUCGAGGUCGGCACCCUCGGCGGCGGCACCAUCCUGGAGCCGCAGGCGGCCAUGCUCGACAUGCUCGGCGUCCGCGGCCCGCACCCGACGAGCCCCGGCGAGAAUGCCCGGCGGCUGGCCCGUAUCAUCGCGGCUGCCGUCCUGGCUGGCGAGCUGUCGCUCUGCUCUGCCCUGGCCGCCGGACACCUGGUCCGCGCGCACAUGCAGCACAAUCGCUCUGCUCCGCCGACCCGGAGCACCACGCCGGCGCCGAUGACCUUGGUCGGCGGCGUGGACAGGGCGGCGGGGUCGACGACGGCGUUGAGCGCUGCGGCCAUUGAGCGCCGUCGCCAUUGAGACGGCUGCUUGGGACCCGGCCCGUUUGGCUAUGACUGUGUGGAAUUGUGGGGGAGGGGGGUAAUGUAGAUACGUGUUCGUGCUUGCAAGUGCAUCGCUGCAGUGGAGCGGAGAGAGCAGCGAAGGCAGUUGUAUAAUGCCGGCAAAGAGGGGGGUGAUAGAGUAAUGGCUUCUUUCUGUUGGAGUGCUUUGGAUCCUGGGCCGUCUAUCUAGACAUUCCAUCUAAUCCUGAUAGAAGAAGCCUUCCUUACCUUAAGGCC